Ailuropoda melanoleuca (giant panda) is the source of this 1074-nucleotide messenger RNA. RefSeq names its product alpha-1B adrenergic receptor. Lineage: Eukaryota; Metazoa; Chordata; Mammalia; Carnivora; Ursidae. The record is from RefSeq and is a predicted model, not a curated record. Gene Ontology annotation, molecular function: alpha1-adrenergic receptor activity. The transcript has 2 exons. Gene Ontology annotation, biological process: positive regulation of cytosolic calcium ion concentration; phospholipase C-activating G protein-coupled receptor signaling pathway; positive regulation of MAPK cascade. Bases 1 to 945 code for a protein of 314 amino acids. Gene Ontology annotation, cellular component: plasma membrane.
AUGUCACCGCCGUGCAGUCAGCCCAGAGGCGGCUNCAUCUUGUCGGUGGCCUGCAACCGUCACCUGCGGACGCCCACCAACUACUUCAUCGUCAACCUGGCCAUUGCCGACCUGCUGCUGAGCUUCACCGUGCUGCCCUUCUCGGCCGCCCUGGAGGUGCUCGGCUACUGGGUGCUGGGACGCAUCUUCUGUGACAUCUGGGCCGCCGUGGACGUCCUGUGCUGCACGGCCUCCAUUCUGAGCCUGUGCGCCAUCUCCAUCGAUCGCUACAUUGGGGUGCGCUACUCUCUGCAAUACCCCACGCUGGUCACCCGGAGGAAGGCCAUCUUGGCGCUCCUCAGUGUCUGGGUCUUGUCCACGGUCAUCUCCAUCGGACCUCUCCUCGGGUGGAAGGAGCCGGCGCCCAACGAUGACAAGGAAUGUGGGGUCACUGAAGAACCCUUCUAUGCCCUCUUCUCUUCCCUGGGCUCCUUCUACAUCCCUCUGGCGGUCAUUCUGGUCAUGUACUGUCGCGUUUACAUCGUUGCCAAGAGGACCACCAAGAACCUGGAGGCCGGAGUCAUGAAAGAGAUGUCCAACUCCAAGGAGCUGACUCUGAGGAUCCACUCCAAGAACUUUCAUGAGGACACCCUCAGCAGUACCAAGGCCAAGGGCCACAACCCCAGGAGUUCCAUAGCUGUCAAACUUUUUAAGUUCUCCAGGGAAAAGAAAGCGGCCAAGACCUUGGGCAUUGUGGUCGGUAUGUUCAUCCUGUGCUGGCUACCGUUCUUCAUCGCUCUGCCGCUUGGGGACACUCCAGAAAAUGAAUGGAGGGAGGUGAUCAUUGCAAAGUCAUGUGCCAUGAUAUCGGAAGAGGUAACGGCUGCUACAUGCCAUGGACCAUGUAAGCCUGCAAUCACACCCGGGGCUCUGUUAGAACCGAACAUAACCAAAUCCCUCAAAUAACUAAAAUUCUGUAGACACACUGCUUUCACCAGAAAAGGGUAAAUGGAAAGAAAGCAAAUUGACAUCAGGAAUUUCCAUUUUAAAAAGAUAAAGAAAAAAGGUGUUUAACCUACUCUCCAUGUUGUCAUU